Phymastichus coffea is the source of this 3608-nucleotide messenger RNA. Its product is annotated as nose resistant to fluoxetine protein 6-like. The record is from RefSeq and is a predicted model, not a curated record. The coding region runs from base 253 to 2736 and encodes 827 amino acids. The transcript is spliced from 13 exons. Gene Ontology annotation, molecular function: acyltransferase activity, transferring groups other than amino-acyl groups. Lineage: Eukaryota; Metazoa; Arthropoda; Insecta; Hymenoptera; Eulophidae.
AGUCGGAGAGAGAGAGAGAGAGAGAGAGAGAUUGUGCGCGGGCAAGGAAAAAGCUAAAAGGUGGGAGAGCCCCCUUCAAAACUGGCGGUGAGCCCGGUGCUGCGCGACACUUGCACGGGAAAAUCGCGCGGAGAAAGGGGCCAAACGCAGAGACGCACGAGAGCCGCCAGCACGCCGAAUAGUUCGCGCUGCGUUGUGCCGAGUCGAGAGUGCGCGCGGUGUCGUUCGGUGCUGUUGUCGCGGGUCGGCCGCAUGCCAUGUCAAUGCGACAUGGCACCGUCGACGUGGUUACUGCUGCUACUGUGCUGCGUCCUCGCCGACUGCCAGGAAACGACGACGGCCGUCGCGACGGAGGCGAGCGCUCGGUCCAACAUCCUGCGCAUACCGCGCAACAGGAGCAGGCCGGCGGCGGCGGCGGCGGCGGCGGCGGCGGCGGCGGAGGCUGAGCGGGCGCCGACCGCCACGCACCGGCCGCCCAUCGAGUUCAGCAAGAACAACCCCGAGCUCGACUGGAAGUUCCAGCUGCGCAAGAUCGCCGAGCAGGAGGAGAGGACGCGCGACGAGCGGAUCGACCUGGACUUCAUGAGCGACAAGCUGGAGAAGACUGGCAACAGCAUCCAGUGGCUGAUCAACCUGUACGAUCCGCUCAGAUGGACCAAGAUACCCGGCGACGUGAGCGACCAUUGCCGUCGCGACAUGUCCGUGUUCUUGGACAACUUGAAGAAGGGCGAGUUGUGGGCUGCCAAGCUGUCGGACGCGAGUGGACGCUACUCCUCGCAGUAUCACUUUGGCAAUGGAUUCUGGUUGGGCUCGAGCGCGCUCUGCCGCGAGGUCAACGCAACUGCCAAGGCGAGCAACGACACUUCGCCGUUCCUCGUGCAGUUCUACGUUACGCGCAUGUUCCUCAUGCUGCCCACCGACAUCGAGUCCACGACUCGACAAGUGUUCAUCGGGCUGUGCUUGCCAAUCAGCUGCGAGCACGCAUCGGUGAAAUCGAUGCUGCGCGCGAGCGCCGAGCGCGUCGAGCGCCAAGGCGAAGCGACGCAUCGCGCUGGCCAGGGGCCCAAGAUCCACAUAGUCCAGGUGCGCAAGGUACCCAGUACCGACUACUCGCCGUGGAACGACCCCAAGUUCUACGCACUCGCAUGUGCGAGUGCAUUAACGCUGCUGCUGAUGAUCUGCGCGACGAUCUACGAGUACCGCACUGGGCAGUUCGCGUCCAAGGGAUGCUCGUUGUCGGUCCAGCAGGAGGCGGAAUCGCUGAGCGCCUCGAACAACAACGACCGGCCGGCCGAGUACGCCGACAAGAAUCUGGAGGAGCAGCGUGGUACCGGGCCGCGAGACCACAACGACAAGGAACUCAUCGAGAGGAUGGAAAAGGGUGGCAAAGCGCCGAAGGACGAUCUGCCGAUCGAGAGGGAUCGAGGUUUACUGGUCAGUUGUUUGCUGGCGUUCAGUCCGAUGGCCAACGGCGGCAAGAUCGUGAGCGUCGAGCCAGCGACCAAGACAAGCCUGACCUGCCUGCACGGACUGCGCGUGCUAUCCCUCGGCUGGGUCGUCAUGGUGCACACUUACCUGCAGGUCUUCUCGAUCGCAGAGAACAAGAUCCUGCGCACCGUCACCGAGAGGAACUUCAUGUUCCAAACCAUCAGCAACGCGACCUUCUCCGUCGACACGUUCUUCUUCAUCAGCGGCUUGCUGGUGACCAUUCUGUUCUACCGAUCGAUGUCGUCCGGCGGCACGUCGACCGAUAAGACCAGCUUCUUCAGGGCGAGCACGAGCAAGUUCCUUAUCAUGAUCUUCUACAGAUUCGUUCGGUUGACGCCGUCGUACCUGUUCGUGCUCGGGCUGAACUUGAUCGCCAUGAAGUACGCCAUGUCCGUGACGGUGUUCUCGCCGCAGAUCAUCGAUCACCACACGUGCGAGCAGUUCUGGUGGAGAAAUGCCCUCUACGUGAACUCCCUUUAUCCUCGCACCGAGAUGUGCAUGCUGUGGAGCUGGUACAUGGCCAACGACAUGCAGUUCUACGUGCUGGGAAUCUCGCUGCUGCUGCUGUCGGUCAGGUACUUCCGCGCGGUCGCCGCGCUGAUCGUGCUGCUGAUGGUCUCUUCCUGGUUCACCACCUUCUCCAUCGCCUACGGCAACGAUUACGUGGCCAGGAUUCAAGAGCCCUUCGCACUGUUCGACGAGCUGUACGACAAGCCGUGGCUCAGGGCCGGGCCGUAUUUCAUCGGCACGAUGACCGGCUAUCUCCUGUUCAAAACCAACUGCAGCAUAAAGAUCCCUUUGCUGCUGCGAGUGGCAGGCUGGAUCGGCUCCUCGCUGACCAUGUGCUCGCUGGUGUACGGGCUCUACCCGGAGAAUCUGAGCGUGACGACGAGCUCGCUGUACGCGAGUCUGGGUCACACCGCGUGGGCCGUCGCGGUGAGCUUCAUCGUGGUGCAGUGCUGCACCGGCGCGGCGCCGCUCAUUGACAGGCUGCUCUCGCUGAGGUUAAUCUACCCCCUGUCGAGGCUCACCUACUGCGCCUACCUCGUUCACCCCAUGAUCAUGAUGUUCACCUCCACCCAGAUGGACGGACCGCUUCAUCUGCACAACGGCCUUGUCAUGAUCGUGUACUUCGGCAACUUCUGCACCUCGUACCUCAUGGCCUUCUGCAUCUCGCUGUCGUUCGAGGCGCCGAUAGUCAAUCUGUUGAAAUUAGCGCUGUCCCCGAAGAAGCGGCGGACGAGGUAAAAACCCUCGGCGUCUCUCUUUGCGAGCAUUUGCCAGGCGGAGCAGCCGACGACGUCUCAUAAAGCGCGGCGCGCUUCAUUACACCACCGAGGGACAAGCGCGACGAUCCGUCGUGUUUCGCUCAACGCAGUCUCCACGGUGUGAUGGAUCGAGAGAACGCGAGCGCCAACGAAAGCGUGCGACGGAUACUCUGUUAUGUUCAGAUAAAUAACUCGCUUUGUUCGCCGCACACCUGCAAACGUGGUUACCCGCGUUACCCGUGAAAAGAGAUUUCGUGCCAGAGAAAAUCCUAGUGCAAACAAUUUUUCAGUGCGCCUUUUUUAUUUCCUUUUUUGUAAUAUCGUCCGAGUGCACGCCUACGUCGCGAGCCGUUAUGGCCUGCUGACAAUUGAGCGCCAGCUCGACCCGUACUAGUUGUUCCGGAAAUGAAAGUAUCGUUUCCAACGAGUCACCGAUACAGAAGAGUGCGCGAAACGCAUACUUUGCGAUAAAUCUUACGUUUAUUAAAAUAUUUGUCCAAGCUUUCUUCUAAUAUUAUUGUACGAUAUAGUCAUAACACUGUUUUGUUACCGUAUACUUUACGCCUGUAGAUAUAACACGUUUCUUUUUUUUUACCAAUUUAAGUCUUUACCGUUGAGUUGUAUCAUAUAAUCACAUAGUUGAUACGUACUUGUUCGUAUGUGCGUGCUUUUAUAGACUCGCUCGAUUGUUCAUUUUACAAAUUGGAGCAGUCAUCGAAAGUCGUUCAAUCUCAAUUAUCCCGGGCUUUUGUACAGCGAUGGAAUAACAUGAGUCUGCAAAAAAAUGCCUCGUCUCUCUUUUUUUGUGCACGAGGGACCUAAAAUAACCAAUCGAACGCGUAUCUAUUAACU